AUGGAAUAAAUGGCUGAGAUUAAUUUUACCCAGGUGACCGAGUUCAUUCUCUUGGGCAUCACUGACAAGCAGGAGCUGAAGAUUCCUCUCUUCGUACUGUUCUUAUCUACCUAUAUGUUCACAGUGGUGGGCAAUUUGGGUCUCAUCACAAUCAUCAGAAUAGACUCACGACUAAAAACUCCAAUGUAUUUCUUCCUAAGUCACCUGGCAUUUGUAGAUUUCUGUUAUUCUUCUUCAAUCACACCUAAGAUGUUGGGGAAUUUCUUAUACGAGAAAAAUAUAAUCUCUUUCUAUGCAUGUGCUAUUCAACUAGGCUGCUUUAUUAAUUUCACAAAUGCAGAAUGCUUGUUGCUAGCUUCCAUGGCCUAUGAUCGCUAUGUGGCCAUUUGCAACCCUUUACUUUAUAUGGUUUUGAUGUCUCCUAAAAUCUGUAGUCAGCUUGUAGUCAUACCCCACAUCUGCAGUUUGAUGGUGGCAAUCUACCAUGCUAUCCUGACAUUCCGCCUCUCCUAUUGUGGUUCUAACGUUAUCAAUCAUUUCUACUGUGAUGACAUGCCUCUUUUGAGGUUGUCCUGCUCUGACAUCCAUUUCAAAGAAAUGUGGACUUUUAUCUGCGCUGGAAUCGUUGGUAUUGCUUCCCUUUUAAUUGUCUCUGUCUCCUACAUGUUUAUUAUCUCUGCAAUUCUAAAGAUGAAGUCAGCUGAAGGCAGGUAUAAAGCUUUCUCUACCUGUGGCUCACACAUGAUGGCUGUCACCAUUUUUUACGGGACCUUAAUAUUUAUGUACUUACAGCCAAGCUCAAACCAUUCCCUUGAUACAGAUAAGAUGGUCUCAGUCUUUUAUUCAGUGAUCAUUCCCAUGUUAAAUCCCCUGAUCUACAGUUUGAGGAAUAAGGAGGUAAAGGAUGCUCUUAAGAAGGUUUUAAGGAAUAGUAAUUAA
Sarcophilus harrisii (Tasmanian devil) is the source of this 939-nucleotide messenger RNA. RefSeq names its product olfactory receptor 8U9-like. The transcript has a single exon. The record is from RefSeq and is a predicted model, not a curated record. Gene Ontology annotation, molecular function: odorant binding; G protein-coupled receptor activity; olfactory receptor activity. NCBI's taxonomy places the organism in Eukaryota, Metazoa, Chordata, Mammalia, Dasyuromorphia, Dasyuridae. Gene Ontology annotation, cellular component: membrane. Gene Ontology annotation, biological process: G protein-coupled receptor signaling pathway; sensory perception of smell.